UCCUGUGGUCGCAUCCAUGUUUUUGACGUCAGACGUGCUGUAACGCUGUAACGAUCGUAGCUGUCCCCCCAGCCCCACUUCGCACAGCGUCCUACGUGGCUACAACAUUUAGGUGUCCAGGCUUUUCUUGCACAUCUGUGACGACAUGAGUGGCAACGGUAAAACCGGCAUCAUGAGGCCUGCAAGCAGAUCUCCCCCUUUCGUCGUUGUCGGACUCUUGGUUUUGAUGUGUGCGCUUGGUUACAAAUACUGGAGUUUGUUGGGUCAACAUGGAGACCUGUCGGCUCAGUGGGAGAAGGCCCAGUCAGAGUUACGAGUAGUGUACGAAAAACAAAUUACAGCCGAGAAAAAAUCCACAGACUUGACAGGAGAGCUAACCCAAGAAAAACAGAACGUAGACAACUUGAAAAAGACCGUAGGAGAAAGAGACAAAAAAGUUGCAGAGCAGCAACAGCAGAUUGAGCAACUGAACAAGGAAGCCACAACAAUUAAGGAGUCGAUGGCCAAAUGUGACAAAGAAAAGGGAGAUUUACAAACAGAAAAAGAAAAACUUGCACAGGAAAAUACAAACCUGAAGCAAGAAGUGGAAAAAGCACGAGCUACACCCUGUGACAGAAAUGCUUGCAAGGAGCCUAUUCGAGAAGUAGUUGGUGAGCUAAACAGGAUUAUAGGACAGCCAACAGUUGUGCAGGCACUGAGCAAAGCCUCAUUCGAUCUUAAACCAAUUCUGGGUGAUAUGAUGGAAAGUGCAGGGAACCAGAAUCCAGCAGAUGGAGGGAAAGGACAACAACAGCAACAGCAGCCACCUCAGGUAGUAGCCCAACGGGCAAACAACAUUCAGAUGCAGCAGGCUGCAGUGGGAAGGGUCCCACAAAGGGGCGGGUUAUUGGAGCAAGGUGGUGGUGAACCUGGUGGGGGUGACAAUCUUAAAAUGGGUAGUGAAGAGCACUUGCAGGGACAGAGGGUGCAAGAUGAAGAGAUGAAUUUUAACCAGAUUGAAGAUAGGAAAGUGCAGGUGAUUCACCAAGACAGAGGCAAGCCUGAAGUUCCUCAGGUGGGAGUUUUGCAGAUGGAUGUCAAUGAGGAAUUGGUGGAAGAAGAGAACGGGAAACAGGAACAGUUGCCAGAGGAUGAGAUGGAUAAGCAAGCUGCAGCAAUCCAGGCUGCUCAAGAAUCUGCAGCAGCAAGGGAUGGCAACGUAGGAGACAGCAACUUGAAAGCACAUUUCCAAGACUUGAACCAGAAUGGGGCCAGCAAUCAGGAGGUCAAUAAUGAGGUGGAACUAUCACAACAAAGAAUGGAUGACUUUAACAAACAGGAGUUGAAAAGGUGGAAUGCAGAAGGAAAAAAGAAUGAUCAUCUAGAUCUGAUCUGAUAUCUGAUGCAGAUGAAAUCUGAUGGAGAAGUAACAGUGUUAGCACAACUGAACAAGCACAUGGAACAACACUUUGAACUUUAAAAUAUUUUUAACUCUAUUUAGUUGUUUUGCAGAAAGUGGUAUUUUUAUUUUUAUGGAUAUUUUUUCUAAAACAUUAAUUUCUAACAUUUACACUUUCAUAAAACCUAUGCAAGCAUUUCUGUUGGGAUGUUCAGUUCUUUGUGUACAAGAUUUAGGGUGAAGUUUUGGGAUUUUUUAAAAAAAUAUAUAUAAGAAGAAAAUUGAAAAGUUCCAGCAGGAUUUUUCUGGGAUUUUUGUAAGUCCAUAUCCAUGACUACUAAUUUUGAUAACAGCUAAUAAAUUGUACUGAGACUAACAUUCCCUUCUUAUGUGUUCCGCCCUCUUCUUCACAUGAACAUUCACUACAUUCGCCUCAUUUUGCCAUCCUAUCAUUGCACAUAGGACAUGUGGAAAUGCAAAAUAUGAAUUGGGUAAUAAAAUUUAUCACGAGCAAGUGAUGGGGUAUGAAUCACAUAUUUUUUGUUAACUUUUAAUCAAUUUAUAACAGUGUUAUUGUUGAUGCUAUUGUUUGGUUUUCACAUGUUGGUUAAUCACGCUUGAUUUAUUGUUGUUUAUGCCUUGCCUUGCAUAUCAUAGAUGAAAAAUUGUCAUGCUGUAUCAUUGAUGUUUCCAAAACUGCUGUGUGUUGUGGAAGCUAGAACAUUGUGAGAGAAAUGAAUACACAAGAGGUUGUUACUGCUGCUAUGCAUGCUUUGUGAUAUUUGUGGUACUUGUCAGGAAGUAAGAUCUUAUUUGCCAAUUCUUUAGCAUCUAUCCACAUUAACCUUACAUAAAGCAAGAGAAGGGAAAGACCAGAUGUUUGCUAAGCAUGAAAAACUGACCUCACUGGUUUUUCAGUUUAUGAUUUAAGAAGAGACCUCUUUCACUGUAGUUAGAAUAUUGGGUGGGGGGCUGAAGUUUUUAACUGCAGAAGCAGUUCCUUGAUUAGGGACUAAACUAUCAUUUCAUUUGACACCUUUGUACUGAUAAAUGCCACAGCAACCAGGCAUCAGAUAUACAAACCAGGACAAUGGCCAAAUUUGCAGAACAAGUGCAUUGUCACAGAUAAAUAAUAACUAAAAGUUGUAAUGCCAGUGACGUCACAUUGGCCCUGCUGUUUGUGUCCAAGACGUACCUUCACCUUCUGGGUUUUUCAUCGGUGACUUGUACUUUUUUGCUGUCUUCAACUUGUCCAUUGUCCUGGAAUAUUUUUCUCUAAUUAUGUACUUCCAGAUGUGAAAAGCUAUCAUGAGGUAGUCCUCAACAGGGGUGCCUUAAAUGUACUUAACAGUUUUGACAUGAAGCCACAAGAGAUUACAAAUCCAGGCAUUUUAUUUCAGGGUGUCUUUGCUAUUUUUGAUCUUACAAGAUGAAAGCUAAUUGUAAAAUUUAUUUUUGAAGGCUAGUGAGUGGUGGUCUUUAAUUUUGUAAUUUUAAAAUUUUUUUUAAUAAUUUGCAUGCUGUGCAUAAAUCUGAAGCAUCUGGACAAAUAAUUUUUUUACAAAUCUGCAUAAUAACAGCUAUUUUGACAAAAAAUAUUGGAGUGAUACAUUUAUAUUGUACUUAAUUCUCUCCCCUUUUCAUACCCUGAAUUGAAUCCAGUUAAUGAUAAGGGUGUGAACCACUCUGAGGCCAAUAAACUGUGUAGCCAUAUGUAGCAGAUACAGUGUGACUUUCAGGAUAAAAAGCAUGAUCAUGUGAUCAUUGAAUUGUGUUCAUGUGCACCUGUGAUAGACUAGGAUGUUUACUACAAAAUCAGAUGUUCCUUGUUGCAAACAUUUUUCUUUUUUAAUUAAUCAGGCCUUAUAAGAUGGUGGUAUCUAAAGUCAACACAUACAUUUCGUUUAUGUUGUUCCAGUGUGGUAAACAAAUUCAAAAAAUUGUGAUCAUUUGUUGAUCAGGGCUUAUUAUUCUCCAUACUUUAUUGGGUGUUUAAAUCGACCAUGUUGGAUCACAGGAGGCUGGUCGUUUUGACCAUUGGCCAGUUUGAACAUUUGCCAGUUCGACAACAGCACAUGUCAGUUUGACCACAGCCCUCAGUUGAUUUGACUACAGCCACAAGUCAAUUAGACAACUAGUCUUGGUCGAUUCAACCACAUGAUUUAUUUUUAAAUCUUGUAUGUUUUCAAUACUCACCAGAGGCAUAUCUUAAUUAAAUAAAAAGUUUAUUAGCUUAUGUAAACUCUCCCACCCCCUGCAAAAAAAUUAGAGCAAGUUUGUUAGUGUGUUUGUGUAAGAAAGAGAACAUAUGUGCACUGACUUUGUACAUACACGUGUAAAAAUAUUAUUAAUUUUGCAUAUAUCACUUGACUAACUAGAAUUUUUAUUUUAAAUGUAGUUUUGUUUACAAGGAGCAACGAAUAUGUUAUAGUACAUGUCUUUUUUUUCAGUCAAUCAACUGAAGCCAGUCGUCAAAUUAACUAAGGGCUAUGGGGAAAUCGUUAAGUGCACAGUUGAAUUGGCAAAUGGUCGAAACGACUGGUGACCAGAUCACACACCCCAUUCAUGAUAGGAUAUUAGCAAAAUGUUAGUAGUUGCAUGUCUUAAGUACCUUGUUUGACAGUUAACCUGAAAGCAAAAUUAUUUUGAAAUAACUGAACUAAGUUCAUUACAAGAUACAAAUUCCUCAGAUUUUAGUGAAUAGCUCCUUUUGAUGUCAACUUAAAAGACUAUGAACAUCCUAAUUGGUAGAGGUGUCUUUUAGAGAGAUGAUCUCAUUUUUUGGUGAUAUCACAAAACAGACUGGCAUUUAUGGCAACACGUUUGUGUGGAAUGCUGUUACAUCCUGCACCCUUCAGUGAUAUCAGAAGUUAGAAUUUAUGGAUACACUAUAUCCACAUAUAGAUACACAGAGUGAGAAGACAUGCACACAGUUUUGUGUCAAACUAAUAACAGCUUAGGUUCUGUUUACUUCAUUAAUUGCCUGUUUAUGCUAAAAUUCAUGUUUGACUUGGGGCAGCCUUUAAUGGGUUUUCUAUUGGCCAGUCUUUCCAUAUCACAAUUCGAAUUUAGAUCAGUUUUUAUGUGUAAUUCAUGUCUCACAGGAAGUGCUUUAUCAGCCCAUGGUAGCCAUUAAGUUGGUUGGCAUUGUUGUCAUUCAGAAGCAUUUCAUCUGGCUAGUAAUUUUACAUGCACUAUUUUAGCAUGCAUACUAGUACACUGGUGGUUAGAAAUACACAUUUAUCCAUUCAUCAUAUGACUAGGGUGCCUUAGAGAGCAACAUGCAUUUGUCAUUCAUUGAACCGGUUCUGGCAAAAAGUGAUCAACGACUCGGACAUCUUGCAUAAGCUAUAUUGUUGAACAUCUUUGUACUUCAUUCAGUAGAUUUUUUCAUACUAUAUUCAGUAGAAGGUGCUUAGAUUCAAUAAGCAUGUGAAGAUUGUUCUUAAGAUGACGACACUUCUGUUCUUGUUUUUAUGAUUUUUUAUGUCGGAACAAAUUUCUGUUUUCUUCGGUAAAUCCAUUGUUUUGUUUCCUGUUGCUAUGCUUAUUGGAACAAAAAAUUUAUUUCUUUGCAAUUAUUCAUUAGUGACAUUCCAUGAAUAUUUUUGUACAUUUAAGUGGGAAAUUGUGUGCAAUUUAAAAUUUUUUUAAACCUGCAGAUGUGAAUGAUUGCCUUUUACUUAAGGUCUUAAUCAGAGGGAAUAAAAUUUUGUACUUAA
Pomacea canaliculata is the source of this 5100-nucleotide messenger RNA. RefSeq names its product Golgi membrane protein 1-like. The coding region runs from base 146 to 1375 and encodes 409 amino acids. NCBI's taxonomy places the organism in Eukaryota, Metazoa, Mollusca, Gastropoda, Architaenioglossa, Ampullariidae. The transcript is spliced from 6 exons. The record is from RefSeq and is a predicted model, not a curated record.